Molecule: messenger RNA, 835 nt
Organism: Bufo bufo (common toad)
Lineage: Eukaryota; Metazoa; Chordata; Amphibia; Anura; Bufonidae
Gene: MFAP5
Product: microfibril associated protein 5
Exons: 8
Coding region: 140-556 (138 amino acids)
Biological process (GO): embryonic eye morphogenesis
Cellular component (GO): microfibril
Source: RefSeq, a predicted model, not a curated record
GUGCGGCCUUUAAUUCAGGAAUAUUGGACAAAAGACAAAUAAAGAAGGGAAUCGAAGGGGAGCAGAGAAGGGGACAGAGGAACGAAGGAGAGACAUCAGGACAGGAGGAGAGAAGCCGAGAUCCGGGAGACAGAGCAAGAUGCCAGGACUGAACAGUUGCUAUUGCUGCUUGUUGCUUCUUGCAGUUUUGGCUGUCGUGCUACCAGCUCUGGGGAAUGUGGUCGUCCGGAGAAAUUCUGAUGAUACAGCCACUACAUCUCCAGAUGCAGAUGAUUCUGGGGUUAAAGCCACUCCAACCACUGAAGACUGUAAGGAGGUAAAGUAUCCCUGUACCCGCGUGUAUUCGGUACAGAAGCCGGUCAAGCAGUGUAUCAGCUACCUGUGCGUCACCAGCGUCCGCCGCGUUUACAUGGUGAAUAAGGAAAUCUGCACAAAGAUCAUGUGCAAGGAAGACGAGAUCAUCCAAGAUGAAAAAUGCCGCCAGCUUGCCGGGCUCCCCCCACGACGCCAUCCAGAACCUCAAGAACCUGCGGAGGGAGAGACUGAUGAGAACUAACCACAAAAAAACACCAUAUAUAAACCCCCAGUAUUAUAGACUCCAGUAGUGGGGUGGUCUUCUGAACACUGAAUCUAGAGCAAUACUGUCAUCUGCAGCCCCUUGUUACUUUCCCUGACUCCCAUUACCCAUUCAGUCUCCAUGCAGACCCCAUUUAUGGAUGCUGCGGGGCAAAAACAACAUAGGUGUUGGUCAUAGCCUCCUCUGAUUUCUGUGAGUUGGAAUCUCAUUGGUUACUAUGAGCAAAACCUUCACUUUAAUUACACUUUUCUUCAAGAA